CUGCUUUCGUGGCCCUUUGUCAGAGAACGGGGCUCUCGUCUCCAGAGCAGGGUGGCUGGAGCCGGGCCGCAGCCGCUGAUAGAGAAACAAGCUCCUGUGGGGUCCGUACAUGUGAAUAGGAACCUGUUCCGGGCUUGCGGUGAGCGGAGGCGCUUGGGAAUUGUAGCCAGGCUGGGAAAGGGAGGUCAGUCUCAUUCCGCAGGCAACACCAACGACAAGGAGAGGCAGACCGCUCCAGUCACAAGCAUUCAUUCAGCUCAGCUUCUCACACAGCGGGACCCUACUGGAUCGAAGCAGGACAGCUCAGAGAAGAGGGAGGGAGAAAACGAGAAGAAAAUAGCUAAUAUAGCUCCUGGAAUUACAGGAACCCCACGGAACAUUGCAUUUCAGCUCCCCUUUAUUCAUUACGUGAAGGAGCGUUCACAUCAGUUGGGAUUUCUCAUCAGUGGAGAGGAGGAGGGCGAGAGGGAGAAAGGAAGAUGCAGCUUUUUACUACUAGCCUUUAUUCCGUUUGAGAACUGCCACCGCAACUCAGCGCAUCUUCAGAGCGAGGAUCCAGUCGAUUUUCCCCGUGACUGCAUCAAGCCUAAGGAAUCCAUUAUGACCAGACUUCUUGUGAGCAGUUUUGUGUUAUCAGCAACAAUUACUUUGAGAAUUAUGUCAAGCUUUGCAUCCACUGAAAAUUCUGAAGAAAUUACAACUGAACCAUCAUCAAUUAAGACUGCACAAGACCUAAUACAACAAAAGAUAAUGGAUGCACAGUAUAAAUGUUAUGAUAAAAUGGCCAAGGACCCUUCAUUUGAUAAACGAGGUCUAUACUGUAACCGAACCUGGGAUGGAUGGCUAUGCUGGGAUGAUACACCAGCUGGAAUCCUCAGCAUGCAGAACUGCCCCAAUCAUUUUAAUGAUUUUGAUGAAAAUGAAAAGGCUACAAAAUACUGUGAUGAAGCUGGGAACUGGUUCAAGCAUCCAGAAACCAAUCGAACUUGGUCCAACUAUACAUUUUGUAAUAAAUUCACAGAUUAUAAAAUAAAGAUGGCGCGUAUUCUUUACUAUAUGGCUGUUGUGGGUCAUACACUGUCAAUUAUAUCGCUAUUGAUUUCUCUGGCUAUUUUCUUCUAUUUCAAGAGCCUCAGCUGUCAGAGGAUAACUCUCCAUAAGAAUUUAUUUGUGUCCUACGUAUUUAACUCAGUCUUUACACUUAUCCAACUUAUGGUCGUGGCCAAUGACAAGGAGGUAGUUUCCAAAAAUCCUGUGGGAUGUAAAGUGCUCCACUUCUUCCUCCAGUACAUGUUGGGCUGCAAUUACUUUUGGAUGCUUUGUGAAGGGAUCUACUUGCACACACUAAUUGUGGUGGCAGUAUUUGCUGAGGAACAACAUCUGCACUGGUACUAUCUUCUGGGUUGGGGAUUUCCUUUAAUACCAGCCACCAUCCAUGCAGUGGCAAGAAUGAAAUAUUUUAAUGACAAUUGCUGGAUAAGUGUUGAAACACAUCUGCUUUACAUAGUACACGCUCCGAUUGUUGCAGCUCUAUUGGUCAACCUUUUCUUCUUGCUCAACAUAGUCCGUGUCCUGGUUACAAAGCUAAGAGAUACCCACCGCACUGAAAGCAAUAUGUACAUGAAGGCUGUUAGAGCAACUUUAAUACUUGUGCCACUGCUGGGAAUUCAGUUUGUCAUUAUCCCUUGGAGGCCAGAAAACCGACUUGCUGGUGAAAUUUAUGACUACAUUAUGCACAUAUUUGUGCAUUACCAGGGUUUGUUAGUGGCCACCAUAUUUUGCUACUUUAAUGGCGAGAUGCAGGCAGCUCUGAAGAGACAGUGGAUGCAAUAUAAAAUACAAUUGGGCCAGCGACGUCGUGAACACUGUUCCAUGCGUUCAACCUCGUAUACAGCGACAUCCAUCACAGAGGUUCCUGUUUACCUGUAUCAUCAUGACAGCAAUAGUGAACAUUUAAAUGGCAAAUAUGUGGAAGAGUCUGAAAUUGCUGCCCUAAAGUCAAAAGAGAUGUAUGCUUGACUUUACCGACAGUAAUAACACAAGUCACAUUUUCCCUAUUAAAACAUAGACUUCAGUUUCAACUGUUAGUCUCUAUUAUAAGCAACCUGAUCCAGCAGAGGAAAAAAAAUGUCAACGUUUUUCUGGUAGCAGCAGUCCAGAAUGGAGCCAGAUGAGACAGAUGUUGCCAUAUUUCAUACAGUGCUACUUUCAGAAAUCUGACUGGAAAAUGGAGUUGUUGGUUGACACGAGUGACAUUUCCAUGGCUGCAAGUCAUUGAAAAAAACAAAGCCCCAUCACAAAAGUGUGACUGAAAAAAAUUCAAAGAACUUGCACCAGUAUCACAGACUGCACAAAAACACCAGGACAGUAUGCAUCGUAGCAUGCUGUGUAGUAAAUCUGAGCCAAGCACGCUGCAGACUUCAACCAAUUGAUUUACUGCUUUGAAUUUUAUUCAUUGGUUUUUGUUACACUCCUCAUAAAACUUAAGAGGCCUUGAAGAUUUAGUUUUUGUCCCCAAAGUCAGCUCCUCUAUUAAUACUAGUUUAAAAUUUGUGCAAAUUUUUAUGAUUACUUACAGGUCUUUCUGGUUCACACAGUAUAUCUUAUUUCCUUGUUUUGCACUGUGAAGACAAGUUGCAUGCACAUAGACACAUGGGCCAGAACUUUUCCUUUUGAUUGGUGGUCCCACCAUUGCAAAUGGAAGUGCUCCUGCUCCCAUGGGAAUAAAUGGUGAGAUCCUGGGCCUUGUUAUAGUUGCAGAAGUAAAGAAAGAAGGUGCUGUCAAGAUGCACCUCCCACCCCCCCCACCAGCAGCUCACCAACACCACAAGUUGAGAUGGCUGAGUCUGCAGGAAGAACAAAUGAGCACCUCCUUGCUGAGGUACCCUCAAAAACAAGUCUGUGUGCUUUUAAUUAAUCAUAUUUGGGCCAGGCAAGUAGACCCAGCGGUUCAUGGAGGAAGGUACACCCUCCAUCAUGGUUCCCCAAAUCUGUGUAAGCCAUUAGGCACGUUUCCAGGGCUUAUCCAGCUAUCUCUCUCAUGGAAGUACUACCGUCCAAUGCCAACAAGGUUGGGAAAUAGCCCUAAAUUGACCAAUGUGUUCAAUUGGUCACACACCUCCAGUUGACAAAUGACACAUCCUUGAGGUCCCACCUCCAAGAAUACACAGUGGUGGUGGGUCGACCUUCGAUAUCUUCCAUUUUACAAGGCCACCCAUCUCUCAGCACAUCUCUCAACAAGGCUGUCCCCUCCCCUCCCAACAUUUCUGUCAUGAGUACAGUCAUGUGAUGUGAAAUUAGAGCAUGAUGAACCUAAUAGGAAUAUUGUCAGGAUGUAUCGCUCAAGACUCUUCAGUUAUGGCUUGUCUGUUCAUUAACAAUUAAUAAUAGUUAGUCUCAGCUAUGACUCAGUUGGUAAUACUCUCACCCCUAAGCCAGCAGAUUGUGGGUUUAACUCCAUCUCCAGUAUUUAAAGUUAAGUCUGGGGAUGGAGUGGGCUCAUGUACACAAAGAUAGUGUCCCUUUCUCUUACCUACGAGCAUGGGGCUCAGGUCCCACCUAUUCCAGAGAUGUAUAAUAAUCUUUCUGAGCUGAUUGAAUUGAGAACAUAUUCAAAGGUCAAAGCUGAUGCUUCACUGAUGGGAAUGGCAUCUUUUGGAAGAGAUGCAAAACCAAGAGCCAUCCAGUGUCUGAGAUGGAGCAGAAAAGAUGCCAUGCUGCUAAUCGGGUCUUGUAUUUCAGCCAUUAUUCAGAAUCCAACAAAGUUCAUAAAAAACAGAUUGUUCGCUCAUUAUCGCAUUGCUUUUUGCACUUACUCAGUAAGUAGGCUGCAUUUCCUAUCCCAGUGAUUAUGUUUAAUAAGUACUUACCUGGCUGUAAGAAAUUUUGGCAAAAGACAGCUAUAUGAAAGGAACUCUUUUAUUUAAUAAACUUGUAAUUUUGCUUAAUUCUCACUGCCAUUUCCGAUGCCAGCCAAAUAACAAAUAUGAUUAUUAUUAAUGUUGUCUGAAUGCAGUGAACUGAAGGAGCACAUUGGCAUUUCAGGAUGAAGAGCCAAACAAGACAAUAAAAAGCAAAGCUGAGAAAUUGAUUCUUUUAAAUUGAUCCUUUAACAAUGUGUUUUCAUGAGAGUCAGGGUUUUGAAGGUGUUCUACCACAUGUGGAUUAUUUAAAGGUUAGCACAAUAUAAACAUAUCUACUAUUGCUCAUAGAUUGGGUUCUCUUAAAACUAAUGGAUUCUUUCACAGUGACUUGUUCACAUUGGUAAUUACAGCUUUCUUCAGGGCCUGUACCAGGAUUUAAUUUAAUUAGGUUUUGCUUUGUGUCGAUAAUCAACAAAUUAUGAGAGCAAGACAAUGGUAGAAAAUGUUGUGACAUCAAAUGAUCUUUUUAGUAAGGAGCUCUGUAUGGUACUGAUUUUACAAAGCUAGUUUAGAAUAAGUUAACAAUCACACAGCACCAGGUUAUAGUCCAAUAGGUUUAAUUGGAAGCACUAGCUUUCGGGGCGGUGCUCCUUUGUCAGGUGAAUAGAUGAAGUUCAUUUUUGUGUGCAUAUCAAGCUAUUUAACAUAUUGCAUUUUCUAAAAGUUUUUAACAUUAUCUUUACAUAAAACAUUAGAAAAUUAUGACAAGCUUCUCCAUGCUAAGGCAAUAGCAAAAUAGAAAGCAUGCAUUUAAAAUUCCUCCGGCGCCUAUAUCUUGUCACUACUUUGGUUCAUCAGUGAAGAUUUGCCCUCUCAGUAUUCCUACUGAGAUUGUAAAUAUCUUCUUGCAGAAUGCUUUUAGAGUUUGUCUGGAAAUAUUGAACAAAUCAAACCAUAUAAACAUCAGAGGAAUUGUUCCUCCCAUCUUACUUAGGAGAUAUCUCAUGACUAAAAAUCUUAUGGAUUAUUAAAAGGUAAUGUCACCAGAGUCCAAUUGGACCAUAGGGCCCUUCUGUAAUUAUAGAGACAUGACAGUGGUUUAACUUAGAGUCACCAUGCCCAAGGUGAGGGAGAGGAAAGCUUUUCAUGGUAACCACAACUGCAGGAAUUGAACCCAUGCCAUUGGUCUCACUCAUCAGUGGAGCCUCAGUUUAUUCAGAAGUAGGAUGAACUCAAAUUAGCAAGUAAUCUUAUCUAAGUUCAGGACUUUUCCAUGAUUUAUUGCAGUAUAUAUUUCAUAAGUUUCACACAAAAAGGAUCAGCCUUCAAACCUAAAAAUGAUUUUCAACUAUAAAAACAAGUUGAGAAUUAUAAAAAUAUGAUGAAUUCUCAAACUCCAGAACAUUUUUGUAAGAGUUCUUUGUAUGAAAGGCCUUUUUAAAGAUAGAAAUAUCUCAUCAUGUUUUUACAAUGAUGAGACCCAAACUGUGAUCCGGAAAACUUUAGAGGAUGUAAGCAUUGAUAUUACCAUGAGAGGCUAUAAAAGUGGAACUAAAUGGGAACAAACUUCCCCACCCUGGUCAUACUUAACUGGUUGACUGGGUGCAACAAUUUGGUUCUAAAAUGCUGCAAUUAUGUUUUGCAACAAAGUGGGCAUUUGUGUUGUGUUAUGUCACUACCAUGU
This is a messenger RNA of Chiloscyllium plagiosum (whitespotted bambooshark), 5547 nucleotides long. The record is from RefSeq and is a predicted model, not a curated record. Lineage: Eukaryota; Metazoa; Chordata; Chondrichthyes; Orectolobiformes; Hemiscylliidae.